Molecule: messenger RNA, 2286 nt
Organism: Trypanosoma rangeli
Lineage: Eukaryota; Euglenozoa; Kinetoplastea; Trypanosomatida; Trypanosomatidae
Exons: 1
Coding region: 1-2286 (761 amino acids)
Source: RefSeq, a predicted model, not a curated record
AUGCGUGUCGGUGGUGGCGCACGAAACAAUGGCCCCCUCUUGUUAAACGCCUCGGCUGUGCUGCGUGCCUCGAUGCGCUGCCUGUCGCUUUCCGAGUUGGCUAAGGUUUUUGCAGAGAUAAAUGAACCGAGCACGGUACCAGUGCCAACCGGGGCACCCGCCUCUGCUGGCGGGGUGCAGCGGGAGCUGGCGGCCUGUACGCAAAGUGGCACGUUACCCGUCGGUGUACGUGAGUUGAACCGGUUGUUUGGAGCGAAAGGGUCGGGUCUAAAGAAUACCCGUAGUGUUUUGGAUAGUGGGGUCAUCACAUUUGCGCCGGCCUACAGCAAGAGUCUCAGUGGCAUCUCUGCGUCACAGCUUGCCUUAGUGUUGGAAAAGGAGUGUAAACAGCAGCAUCUUGGUCAUAUGAUGCAGUGCCUUGCGGAAGUAUGCCGUCGAUUGCGUGAGGCGUCGUUGAUGGGGGUUGUCAUCACUGAUAAAGAGGCUUGUGGUGAAGUGGGAGGUGACAGUUUGGCCGUUUAUUUAUUCCGCAGCGAUGAGAUUUUGGAGUCCGUGUUGCGUUUGCUGGCCAAGACGAAUCUGGAUGAGGUACAACAGAGCCACAGGCUGUUCUGGGAGUUGCGUGAUGAAGGCGUCAGUGCGGACUGGGUGACGGAGCUUGGAUGCUUGCUCAUACAGUGGCUCACUGCUCGCGCUGCCUUGCUUAGCCCCGUUUGCAGUGCAACAUUUUUGCAUCUUAUUGCGCAACAGAAGGUGUUUCAUUCUGAUGCUGUUUUGGAGACGUUGCGUGAUAACAUCGAGGUGCACUUUGCAAAGGGCGCCGUAACACACACGCAAAGUGCUUCUUCCGCCGUAUUUUCGUCUCACCGUGUUUCUGCUGACAACGAUGUUGAAUUUGAUGUGAGUGUCUUUGCCAUGCUGUUGGACGCGAUGGCUCGGUGGCAGCUCGGGCAUGUGCGGUUUCUUGGGACCGACACGGCGGUGCUGCAGAACCGACUUCACGGGGGUAACAAUGUGAUGGCGACGAUAACGCAGCUGCAACACCCCAUACUCAGUUCAGAUUUUUAUAACGUGGUGGUAGGCAGACUUUUGCUGGGUGUGCGAGACGGCUCGUUGCACCUCACACGCCAUAGAUCUCCGUCAACCUUUUUUUUCUUAGCCUUGGCAUUGGCAAAGAUCCGUUGGUUCCGUCCGGACUGUGCCGAGGUGCUGCUGCCGCAGCUGCACGAAGCCUUGCGUGUGUUUCCCGGACAAUAUCUUGGGGUUGUAUUGCUGCUUGGGCGGCGUGAAGUGAAGGUGUGCAGCGUCGCAACCACCGAGUUACUCUUGCAGACUGUACUCGACACGAUGCAGAAGCGCGGGCAACGUUACAUCCCGGCGGAUGGGCGUAACCGCCACAGCCCCGAUGGUGUUGCCCUUACCACAUCCGUCGUCACCGCGCAAAGCACGGAUGCCUCUUCGAGGAUUUUGGCGUGUUGUGGCCACGAAGGGGAUGCUUCCGUGGCAAUGACCACUCUAGAUAUUAACGCCGACGAAGACGAUUUGCAGCUUUUUUCUGCAUCCUCAUAUGUGGAUUCCGUAUGCGACAAGGAUAUUAUGAAGGUUCCUGAAGACGAGGCAGUUGCGUCUGCGGCUUCUUCCCAAGUCUCGUCUGCUGCGUUUACGACAAGUUUUAUGGAUCUUCGCUCCGUGCCGAUAUUUAUUGAAAGCCUUAAUCACAUUUUGACGAUCACGCUUGAACAUUGCCGUGCGCAGGGGAAAGAGGCUGAGCUACAUGCACUCAAUGCAAAGGCGGAAACUCUUUACGAGGCACUGCUAAAUGACACACACCGUGGAGUGAAGUCGCUUCACACGUUGCAGGAGAGUCCUGCUCUGUCAGAGAAGCUCCUCUCAGCCGUGCUGCGUACACCACGCAAGACGCAUCACCCGCUUCUUAUCGAACUUGCCUACGUCUUUACACGACACGUAGCUGCGCGACGUGCGGCAUCAAAGAAUGGCAGCAAAGGAACCGCUGUCGCCCCACAUUGGCAGUGGCGCACACUAACUCUUGUUGACCUCCUGGUGCAACGCGGCGUUAUCCUGCCAGAGACGUAUUUCAUGACGGACGAGGUUAUUCAGUUGGCUCCUCGUGUACUUUCGGCGGUGGAGGCGGAGAAAGGGCGUCUGUUGGAGCGCCAGCGGCGACAUGAAAAACAAGAUGGAUGGAAAAAGAAGAAAACCGUUCGAACCUCAGCAGUGUUUGUGAAGUUUUCGCGAACCGUAGCACAGAUGAAGCAGCAAAUGUAA